Symbiodinium pilosum is the source of this 2073-nucleotide messenger RNA. The record is from the annotation of a GenBank genome assembly. NCBI's taxonomy places the organism in Eukaryota, Dinophyceae, Suessiales, Symbiodiniaceae.
AUGGAAAAUCUCAUGCGAACAUUUCCGGAGAGAAGUUUCGACGUGACGAACUGGAUAGAGGCCUGCAUCGGCCUGCCACUGUGCCUUCUCACCAGGAAGACGCUUGAUUUAGAAGGCGAAGAAGCAGUGCUUCGCACCAGGAAUUGCUGCUGCAGUUGUACACAAAGACGACCCUAUGCUCAGCUAACGCUGUUGGAAGAACGGUCGCUGUGCUUUGGAACUUGCGCAGCUAUCAACUCAGAUUUGGCACCAAUGAACGACAAAAACGAAGGUGGCAUUGUUCCUGGAUGUGGAUGUUCUCGUUCUUUGGUUCAGGAGAUUGUUCAAGAGCUCAACCUCAGGAAGGAUGGCCGCGGAAAGAUUGCCCAAGUUCGACAGCAAAAGUUCAUGCUUGACAAAAUCGGUAAACUGGCUCUUCAAGUUCCAAUGCUCUUGAAGCAUUUUGGCGUCACAUAUCCUCCAGAGGAAGCGACUUUGCAACGUGUUUUCGCACAAGCCACUCCUGUCGUCCGUCCUUUGUCGGAAGUUGCUGUCACUCAGCAACUUCACGAUUUUGAAACCAAUCAAUACGAUGUCACUUGCUGCUGCGAAUCAUUGUUGUGCACCACGAAGCUGCUAGAGUUGGCACCGGACGAGGCAGUCCUCACCACUCGGCAAUACAUCACCGGCAGUGUUGUGACCAGCAGGGUCCCUUACGCAAAUAUUGAAUCGGUGGAUUCUGUGCAAUCUUGCGCUUGCCUGUCCCAGUUGGAAGCUGGAGAGUUAACAAAGCCGCCUGGCAGACAAGGCCAUAUGCCCAUACAGCCAGGAUUUGGCUGCAGCCGAAGCCUUGUAGAGGCCAUCCGGGCUGACUUGCAGGCACGAGUGGAUGUCAGGGGAAACUUGGGUCAAAUCAAGCAGCUGGAGCAGAUGAUGCACCGAUUCGAUGACUUCGCUACAGAGUUUGCACUGAUUCUGGACAAGCUUGGAGCUGACGCUUCCUAUCCUCCUUUGCAGGAGACCAUGCGUCAGCUGUAUGGAGAUCAAGCCCCUUCCACCAUCCCUGUUGGAACACAUUCGCUGCCAAGCCGAGUCUUCGACACCGCAGCUUACAACGUCCGGAACGAUGUCCUGAAUUGUUGCUGCCUUGCGCUGACAUGUGGAAUUGCAGGGUGUACCUCGCACUCUUUGACACUGGAAUCUGAGCAGGCGGUGGAACGCAUUAGCAAUAAUUGUAUGAGCUCUAUAGAUCGCAAGCCGUAUGCUCAGCUACGAGCUGUUGAUGAAGAGAUCUGUUGUUGCUGCCAUGGGGUGAAUGGUUGGUUUCCCGGAUGGUGUGGCGAUACACGCACGGUUCAGGAGAUUGCCGCUGAAUUGCAGGCGCGCAAAGUUGGACGAGGCAACAUUGCACAGAUCAGAAAUCAGGAGAACACAAUGGUCAAGGCUGUGGACAUUCGAUCUGAUGUUCUGUUGAAGCAGCAGGGCUUACAGUAUCCACCGUCUCAAGAAGCAAUGACAGCUAUGUACGGAGUGCAGCCACCAUUGUUGCCAUCGGCGACGGCAGAAGCGGGCCAAGGCAUCCAUGCAAGCGCUUCUGAGCAAAUGCCAACCAGGAAUUUCGAUAUUACAAGCAUGUUCGAGCGAGUGUUCUGCUGCUGUCAGACAACGCACUUGGAGCUCAACGAUGAAGAAGCCGUAUUCAGGAGGAAGAGUUGCUGCCUGAAGGCCGUCCGCCGAGAACCGUAUGCUCAACUGGGAUCGGUGGAGCCUGCACAACUUUGUUGUGGUGUAUGCGUCAACGUGCACACAGACCAAAACAUGGUCUGCCCUGGGUGUGGUUGCAGCCAUGACAAAGUUAGAGAAGUUGCGACCGAGUUGCAGAACAGAAAGGUCAAGCGCGGCAACAUUGCGCAGAUUCGACAGCAGGAGAAUUUGAUGGUUGAAAUCAUCAAGCUGGGGAUCAAAGCCGACAUGCUCAUGCACAGCGAGGGCGUGCAGUACCCACCAACGCAGGCGAAAAUGAUGGAGGCAGGCGAUGCUUUCCAAGUUGUUGGACCUCGUGGAAGGCCUCACGUGAUCCGGUGCUGCUCAUGA